AUGGACCAUACAGACCAUACACUUCAGUUGGAUCAUUCCACCUCUCCACCACCGACAUUGAUGCGCUCGCUGCUGGCACGUGCGCGAGAUGUGCGCGACGUGGCGCGAACGAAGCUUGAUGGUGCGGUGGCCACUGAGAAUGUUGUAGCACCUGCGGAGGAUUGGAGGCGAAUCAACGGUGCGCUGGCGCUGUUUGAGGCGUUAGCGAGUUCAAAAGAGGGUGCCGCACUCGUGGGCAGGUCAUGGUACGAGGUGAAAAUGGAAGCGCGUUUGAAAGAGCUCCAAAACUUCAGUCAUGAUUCCGAUCCCCGCGUGGCAACGCUCAUCCACCGCGCUGCCUUGGGCGCAAGUCGCGCAGCAAUGGCGCUGCAGUGGGAUGAAGAUGUGCUGGACGCAGCGCCCGAAGAGGUGAGACGAGACGUCGAUGCCGUCGAUGCGGAUGCGGCCGUCGCCCCAGAGCGUACAGGUGAUGGAGGCGCGGCCCGAACCUUGAACGAUCGCUGGGCCAACCCGGCGAUCAUCGGCCGCCGCUCCGAGGAGACGGUAACAGACUCCUCGGUUCCUUCAGCCCCCGCGAACGACAACGUCGCACGGCGGCGCUGCUGCUGCUGCUGUUGGCCACGACAACAGGCAGUGCUUGGACGCAAGGCCACUGCGGAUGACGAAGAGGAUUCCCUGCUGACGCCAAAACAGGGCGGCAACGCAGGCCGCCCAGCGGCCGCGGGGCUGCCCGCGGCGCUGCCGAGCAUUUUGGAUCAACAUUUGCCGGAAGGCCGCUUCGGGGCCAUGGCUUUGCCGGUGGGCGUAGAAGAUAAGCUCUAUGCCACGAUUUCUUUGCAGAACUCUGAGUCCUUCUUGAGAAUCGCCUUGACCUUUCAGGAAUGCAGUCUUCAAACAGAGGUUUUGAAUCAACUUGCCAAGCUCUUAGAGAGUUUCGCGGAAGCUUUGGAUAGCUUUGGUCACAAGGCGGAUGCCGACUAUGCAACUCGAGGCAUCAAUAGCUUACAGAAGUUUAAGGAGCAGGUCAUACAGAGCUAUUUGGGGCGACCCACUGAGCACUUUGGAGCGUCUCCCAAGGAGACCAAAGAGUGCCAAGCUCGCACCGGGGCCCAAGAGCUCGGCAACGCGGACGGCGACGCGGACGGCGACGCGGACGGCGACGUCCGCGACGUCCCGAUGUCGCUGCCGUCGAUGCCGCCGCCAUCGGGGCGCUCCCUGCAACUCUCCUGGAAUUUCAGCGACCUGAGCAACAGGAAUCUUAGCGUUGGGAAAUCGGAGAGAAGCCUCUCCGGAACCGUCUCCGGCCGUGGCGGCUCCAGUACCACCGUGACGCCGGACUGGAGCCAACCGAGCCCGAGCCGGGCCAAGCCAUGUGAGCGAAAUGAUGACACCGAGAUGAAAAACGAAGAUGGCACGAGAGGCAAGGUCUACACCAACUUCUGGCGUCUCUUCCGCGUCCCCUUCGCGAAAUCAACUCGUUCACCAUCGGUCUCACCCCUGGACGUCGACGAUUCGCGUGAUCCGCGAUCCGUGCUUCCAAGGUCAUGAGACCGUGGGCGUGAACGGUGAAGCUAUGGCUGGGGCCCUACAGUUGUGG
Messenger RNA from Cladocopium goreaui, 1597 nucleotides. NCBI's taxonomy places the organism in Eukaryota, Dinophyceae, Suessiales, Symbiodiniaceae. The record is from the annotation of a GenBank genome assembly.